AGAACCCGCCUAGACCAGGAAGAGUGAUUCACCUGAGAAGUAAUUAGGCCAUUUUCGAAAACAAAAAUUCCAUUCCUUCCCUCCGUUUGUCCAUCAUGUAGCGAUCGCUUAUUUUCACUUAAGACUGUUAUUGUUUAUUUAUAAAAGUCGGUCGUUUGUCUAUCAAAUCGACGCCAUUUUGAGUUACCUGUAAACAGGUGUAUUGUUUAUCAUUUGUUUUGGCCUGAAUCUUAAAGAUGGGUGGAACCUCCGUUCUACAGCUUAUAAAGGUUGUUUGCCUGGGAAUUUCAAUGGCGGCAGCUGCCAUCGCAGUUGCUGUUCCAUACUGGUUCAUUAUCACGUUAACAUGGGAGAGAGGGGCUGACAUGGUAGAAAAGAAUAUAAACAUGGGUCUAUAUUUCCUGGAACGAAACAUGACAGUCUUGGGUCUUGUUGAGAAAGCCGGCAACAAGCAGCUUCUUCCAGGCUUUAUGAAGGUGGCCGAGAUCUUCUUCCUUAUAGGAACAUUCGGCAUUAUCGUCACAUUUGUGUCGUCAGUGAUCUACUUCAUGCGGAAAUACAAUACCUUCACUGGUGAGCUGUGCCUGGCAGCAGCCCUCAUCCCUACAGCCCUGAGCCAGCUUCUGGGUGUUAUAUUUGCCAUCCUAGGGGCCCUGAUUCCUGAUGAGAAUGCCUGGCAUGGCUUCCCCGACCCCUCCGGAUACCUCAUCGUUCAGGCACAUCCCAAGAUAGCUAUCAACUUCGGACUGUACAUCGCAGCUUUGGCAGCUGUCUGUGCAUUAGUUGGUCUUGGAGCUGCGUGGCUACAAGCCUGCAUUCUAUGCAAGCAUGUCGAGUCUGUGCGGUAUCAGAUGUUACACGCGCCACUGUCUGCCGAUGAGCGUGGUGUCUAUGAGGGAGCAGGACGAACGUACGCCUUUGACACAAAACCUGGAUUCCGUUAUGAUGGGCAGUAUGGAAAACCAGGAAGGGAAAUGAACUUCUAAACACAUUGCAUGAUUUCAUAAAAUUGUGACAGUCAUACACAGCAAAAAAAAUUCAAGUAACAAUGUUAUGCAUAUUUGGUUGUGACAUGCACGGAACUGUUUUAAAGACACUUAAUAUUCUUGCAUUACAUUCAAGCUUUUGCAGUAAUUGGAGCUUUUGUCCUCCUUUUUGUAGGAAGAUGAAUCUUAACACAUGUGCAACUUAUUUAGCAACAUUUAUGUAAGAUUUAUAUGGUUAUGCAUUUGCAUGUAAAGAGGUUAUUUUUUAUUUUAUACAGACUGUAGUUUUUUUUGUUCUUUUAUCGCAUAUACAGCUGCUCCUCAACAUAUCAAUGUUAUGUGUUUGACUAGAUAUAAUACUUCAAGGUUUUUUUUUAUAAGUUUGCUAACGAUAAUUAAAUGUAUAAGACAAGGUUGCAAGGUAUUGACAGUUAAGAGAACUAUUUGAUUGAAAUAAUCUACGACCUCUGCUCAUUGUGGUGGGAUUAAGGAGGUCGGCGGUAGAAUCAUUCAUAUUGUACAUAAUAUUUCUUUUGUAGAUGUUCCCAUAUAGUCAAUAAGACUCAAAACUGAAUGACAUUGAAAGAUAUGACAUCUGUGCUAUAAAUUAAUACAGUGUACAUUUUUUAUAUUAUAUUGGAAUGUUAUACACAUGUAUCGACACUCUUUGAAAUUGGUCAUAUGUGAUGAAUUAUUGACUUCUUUUACAGUUUAUACAUUAUAAUGUUGAUUUUUCUUUAAUUUCAUCCAUUUUAGUUAGGAAAGAAAAAGACUGCAAUCAUAUUGAGAAGUCUUCUUUUGAAAAUUCAGUAAAAAUCACAAAUAAGGUCAAGAAACAGUCUUUGACAUCCAUCAUUUUUAUGUUUUAUAUAUUUUUAAAAUAUUUGCAUAUCAUCACAUUUGUAUAAUAAAUCUCUUUUCCCAUCUUUGUAUACAUUCCUGAACAUUUGUAUAACAAUAAAUGUGACGAAUAUUA
Mya arenaria is the source of this 1962-nucleotide messenger RNA. RefSeq lists its product as uncharacterized. The record is from RefSeq and is a predicted model, not a curated record. The coding region runs from base 237 to 986 and encodes 249 amino acids. The transcript is spliced from 5 exons. NCBI's taxonomy places the organism in Eukaryota, Metazoa, Mollusca, Bivalvia, Myida, Myidae.